Puccinia graminis f. sp. tritici CRL 75-36-700-3 is the source of this 624-nucleotide messenger RNA. RefSeq lists its product as uncharacterized. Bases 1 to 624 code for a protein of 207 amino acids. The record is from RefSeq and is a predicted model, not a curated record. NCBI's taxonomy places the organism in Eukaryota, Fungi, Basidiomycota, Pucciniomycetes, Pucciniales, Pucciniaceae. The transcript has 2 exons.
AUGAGCUCCGACGGAAAUUCCGAACCCGCUUAUACUGAUCGGCAAGUCUCCGUGGGCCCCGGUGUUUCCACUUUUACUGUGUCUGUUAGACGAUCAGAAACUCGCCAAGAUCAUGCAGAGCUCAGCAGCAACCCGGAAAUAGAAGAUGAACAUGGAGAGCAGUCGUUGGGCAGCGAAGACACCGAUACCUCGGAGGACGAAGACGAGGACACGCCAAAUGAAAACGAUGACGGAGGAGACGAGACACUAGAUAGCAGCGAUACCGAUACAACGGAGACGCUGGGGAGCAAGGAUUCUGAUACCUCCGAGGGUGAGACGUCCGAAAGUGUACAGACCUUAGUUAACCACGCAACAUCGCAAAAUGAGCAAGACCAUUUCGGUGACACGCUGGGAAACGGAGAUGGCGCAGAAGAUGAACCAAACGAAUCGGACAGCGAAGAUGGCUGGGGCGAUGAAGAAGACGAGUUGGAAAGUGAGAUGGAUAUCGAUUUGAACAGUUCAGGUGAUGAAGAACACGGCGAGUCAGAUGGCAACUUCGCGAUGACAGAUGACGGACUCGCCAGCGACAUCGAGACGGCAGAGGCUAGCUCUGAAUCUAGUGCCCCUUCCACCUGCACUGAAUAA